AUGAGUGCCGAGGCGGCGGCAGACAGCGACUCCAACAAGCUGGAGUCUGUGAUCCAGCGGCUGGAGGAGAGCGUCCUGUCUGAGGAGAAGAGGCUGACGGUUCGGGGCCCCUCACCUGAUGCCCCCCCUGCAUGUCUGCCUGCACGAGUGCGAGAGAUCGUUACAAAGAACCUCAACGACAGCGCUGGGGCCAUGUCCUCCUCGGUUCUGUCCGUCCAGGAGGAGAACCAGGUUCUGCAGGGGGAGCUGGCCCGGCUGGAGGACCUGCUGGCGCACAGCCGAGCCGACCGAGAUGAGCUCGCCAUCAAGUACGGGGCGAUCAGUGAGAGGCUGGAGCAGGCGCUACGGUUUGAAACGGGAGAGGCCGACCAGGAUUCAGCCGAGUGCCGCAGCCUCGCCCAGCAGAACGUGGAUCUGCGCAGACGGCUGGACGAGGAACAAGCCGCCUACAAGCGCAAACUCACCGCGUACCAAGAGGGACAGCUGAGGCAGGCGCAGCUCGUGCAGAAGCUCCAGGCCAAGGUGCUUCAAUACAAAAAGAAAUGUGGGGAUCUGGAGCAGAUGCUGCAGGAGAAAUCUGUGGAGCUGGAGAAGCGCAGUGUGGAUGGCGGCAGUGAAACGUCAAACGGUCGUCAUACAGAUGAAGCGAGCAGCAACCUGGAGGAGGCUUUAAUCCGUCUGGAGGAAGAACAGCAGAGGAGCAGCAGCUUGUCUGCGGUGAACGCGAUGCUGAGAGAGCAGCUGGAGCAGGCUGGUCUGGCCAACGAGGCUCUCAGCCGGGACAUCCGCAGGCUCACUGCUGAUUGGACGAAAGCCAGAGAGGAGCUGGAGCAAAAGGAGUCGGACUGGAGGAGAGAAGAGGAGUCUUUCCACAGCUACUUCAGCAGCGAGCACAGUCGGAUGCUGAUGCUGUGGCGGCAGGUGGUCGGGUUCAGGAGGCACGUCUGUGAGAUGAAGAGUGCCACCGAAAGGGACUUGUCGGACAUGCGUAACGAUCUGGCCCGGAUGUCCCACUCAGCCCAAGUGUCCUGCGCUAGCCUGUCGGCUGCUCUGGACGAGCGGACGGGAGGUGCUGCUCUGGCUCUGGAGCGGGAAAAGGCCCUGAGGGUUCAGCUGGAGCAGCAGCUUCGGGAUCGAGUGGUGGAGAUGAUGAACUUUCAGAGCCGAUCGGACGCAGAGAGAAACGAGCUGAGCAUCAGGUCACUGGAGCAGUGCAGAGCUUCUCUCUCAGCCGCCGAGGAGAGUCGAGACCUCUUGAGGCGAGACCUGUCGGAGGCUGAACGUCAUCUGAGCCAGACUCAGGACUCAUCGGAAAACUACAGGAGGGAGGGGUCGGAACUGCGUCGCAGCCUCGGGGACGUCACCAAGGAGAGAGACGCUCUCAACCAAUCAAACACUCAGCUGAGAGAAGCUCUGCGAGGUGCAGAAACCGAGAGGAUCAGUGUGAAACGAUUGUGUGAAGAGAAGCAGCAGAAGCUGUCCGUGCUGGAGGAGAACUUCUUAUCCGCUCAGAAGGAGGUGACGGAGCUGCGGAGCUGCCUGAGAGAGGUUGAAAGGUCACGCCUCGAGGCUCGCCGGGAGCUGCAGGAGCUCCGCAGACAGCUGAAAGUCCUGGAUGGAGAGAAGGAGCAGAGGAGCAGGGAGGUGGCAGAGCUGCAGACUCGUCUGUCGCUGGAGGAGCAAAGAGAGGAGGAAAGGAUGAAGGAGGUUUUCAUCUUCAGACAGAAGCUCACUGAAGCUGAAACAGCCAGAGACUCCAUGAAGAAAGAGCUUUCUAUGACCCAGAAGCGUUUGAUGGAGUCUGAGUCAGCCUGGCACAGCUGUGAGAGGGAGCUGACUGCUCAGCUGCAGGACGUGCGAGGCUGUGAGAAGAAGCUCCAGGACGAAGCCAGGAACCUGUCGCUGCGCGCUCAGUCAGCCCAGGAUGAAGCCGCUCAGUCCAGCCUGCAGCUGAGCGAGGCGCAGGGUCGACUGGCCGCCACCGAGGCGGAGCUGACCCGAGCCGAGGCCGCCAGAAGGGAUCUGGAGUUUCGCCUCGCCAGCCUCCAGUCUGCGCUGACGAGAACGCUGGGCAUCGGAGCGAGCGGCAGAGGGCCCAGGGGGCGGAGCCCUGGAGGAAGCUCCACGUCACCGGGCGGUGUGUCAUGCCACCACAGCAUCUCUCCACUUCGGUCCUCACUGACACUCCCUAAAGAGUUUCGAGGAAGCACCCCUGACAACACCUUGUGCUCCGGAGCUGCGUCUCCUGAAAGAGGCGACACGCCGCUCCCCCUUCCUCACCCAGAGCUGGACUCCGACACGCUGCGAAGCGGCCUCAGAGACUUCCUCCAGGAGCUGCGGGACGCUCAGAGAGACCGGGACGAUGCUCGUUGCCAGCUGGGGGUGGUGCAGCGGGAGCUGGAGGAGCUGAAAGGGGAGCGAGACUCUGCUCAGAGUCGCCUCACUCAGCUGCAAAACACCUUGCAGGAGAUCCAAGAAGGGAAGCGCGGAGUGGAUGAGCGGCUGACCACCACCCAGAUUCUGCUGCAGCAGCAGGAGGAGGCGGUGAGAAGGGGAGACAGGGAGAGGAGAGCGCUCGCAGACAGGGUGAAGGAUUUAGAGCGGUCGCUGCAGACCUCAGAGACCGACAAGAAGCACACUCAGGAUCAGCUGAAUAAGCACCGUGCGGCUGAGAUGCGUCUGGAGGCAGAGAGGAAGCGUCUGCGAGAGGCGCUGGAGGUAGCCGAAGCUCGAGGCACCAGAGUGGAGCUGGGGAGGCGCAGCCUGGAGGGGGAGCUGCAGAGACUCAAACUGAGUCUGGGAGACAGGGAGGCUGAGAGCCAGACAUCUCAGGACCGCCAUGAUGCUUUGCUCAAACAGGUUGCAGAGGGAGAAACUCGUGUUUCCCUGCUGCAGAGAGAGGUGGACCGGCUGAGCCAGGCUCUGCUCAGAGCUCAGGAAGGCGACUCUGCGCUCAGAGAGAAGGCCGUGUCUCUCAGUCAGACCUUGCAGGAGGUGACGGCAUCUCACAGCAGCACGCAGAGUCGCCUGCUUUCCUUGCAGAAAGCGCUGAGUUCGUCUGAACAGGACAAAAGGCGGCUGCAGGAACAAAUGGAUGAAGCUCGAGCAGAGUUAGCAGAACUAAAGAGAAGCGUGGUGACCCUCACUGAGCGCGUGCAGAACCUGCAGGGCGAGCUGAAUCAGAGCGAGCAGCGGCGAGAAGAACUGGAGUCUGAGCUCAGCAACGCCCACGAGGCUCUGCGUCAGCGCGCAGCGAGUCUCAAAGAGGCUCAGCGCAGCGUCCAGUCGGCCCAAACCGAGCGGGCUGCUGUCGAGGAGCGACUCCACAGUCUGCAAAGAGCGGUCGCCCUGCUGGAAACAGAAAAAAAAGAUGCAGAGAGACAGGCCGUGAGGCUGGAGAAAGACAAGAACGCACUGAGGAACAAGCUGGAUAAGGUGGAGCGCCAGAAGCUGAAGUCUGAGGAGGGCAGCAUGCGUCUGUCUGCAGAAAGAAGCCGCCUGGACCGCUCCCUGAACACAGCAGAGCAGGAGCUGCAGGAGUCGCAGCAGCAGAUAUUACUGCUGCAGACUCAGCUGGCUGACACGGAGCAGGCCCACGCCCUGUGUGAGGGUUUGGUGCGGCAGCGCGACGAGGCUCAGCGGGAGGCGGAGAGGCUGAGGAGCAGCCUCAGAGACGUGGAGCGAACGCUGGGAACCAGAGAGCGAGCUCACCGACACAGAGUCAAAGGCCUGGAGGAGCAGGUUUCCACCCUGAAGGAGCAGCUGCAGCAGGAGAUGAAACGAUGGCAGUCCUCUCUUCCUCCCUCCUUACUGUCGACAGGAAACUGAAGGGAACCCAUCGCUCGUCAUUAAUGUCUCACUUCUAACCAACUAGUCGUCUAACUCCAACUCUGCUGUCUGUUCUUGAGUCAAAUUAACACUACUGUCAUUUCAAAGGUCGCUUUAUUGCUCAUUUGAGAUUGUAAAAACAAUAAACGGAAGCACAAACAGGUGAUUCAGCAGCUGCUUCAAACAUCUGCAGACUGCAGGUUACAGAAAAACAUCUGUAACUUGCCUUGACUCAACAUCUUUACACACCUUAUGCUACAGUUAAAGAGAAAUCACGAGGUUUGGACAUAGUG
Messenger RNA from Nematolebias whitei (Rio pearlfish), 4121 nucleotides. RefSeq names its product ciliary rootlet coiled-coil, rootletin family member 2 (gene crocc2). NCBI's taxonomy places the organism in Eukaryota, Metazoa, Chordata, Actinopteri, Cyprinodontiformes, Rivulidae. The record is from RefSeq and is a predicted model, not a curated record. The transcript has 23 exons. Bases 1 to 3828 code for a protein of 1275 amino acids.